GAUGCCGCUGAGCAGUCAGACGACCGUGUCGGCUCCGGCGCUGGCUGUAGACGAGCAUUAGUGUGUGACGACGAGAGCCAUGAAGAAACACCUGAGUCCCGCCAAACAGCAGCAGCAGCCGUCGCCGGCGGCGGCGGACGUCCCUGCUGCCGGUGGCUCGCUGGCCGUCCAGCAGCUCAACCAGCUGCUGUCGGACGGCAGCGGCUUCUACAACCUCCCCACGCAGCACUUCAACGAGGUCUUCCCCAGGAUCUACAUCGGUAACGCGUUUGUAGCCCAGAACACGAUGCGCCUGCAGAAGCUCGGAGUGACACAUGUCCUCAACGUGGCGGAGGGAACCUCCUUCAUGCACGUCAACACCAGUGCCGAGUUCUACACCGGCACAGGCAUCACGUACCACGGCAUCCAGGCCAACGACACCGAGCAGUUCAACCUCAGUGCCUUCUUUGAGGAGGGGGCUGGCUUUAUCGACAAAGCACUCGCGCACAACGGUGGCAAAGGAAAGGUGUACGUCCACUGCAGAGAAGGCUACAGCCGCUCCCCAACCAUGGUCGUCGCUUACCUCAUGCUGCGCCACAAAAUGGAUGCGCGGCAGGCGCUGGCCGCCGUGAGACAUAAGCGGGAGAUCGGCCCUAACGACGGCUUCCUUCGUCAGCUGUGCCAGCUCAACGAGAAGCUGGCGACGGAGGGCAAGCUGAACGGGGAGGUUGGCAAAAUAAAGACCAAAUGAAUCUCCCGGAGCCCUCUGCUCCGUGUCCUCCCAUCAGGCCUUUCACAGGCUGUAGCUGCUCGGGGAAGCCCCCCCCCCCUCCCUGACUGAACCAGCACCUAACUGAACACAUCAGGGGCAUUGUGACACAUACAUGCAUUUAUCCCCAUAGUAAACUAUUCGUCCUAUGUGCAUAUAUCCACGCUCACACACACAUUUACCUUCAAAUCUUUAGUCCAUGUCUGUCACUGUUCUUCAGAGUGUGAUACUGAAUUCAAACUGAAUCCCCCAGCCUCCGUUUUGUAGCUCCACACCCCCUUUUGCUGCACUAUCAGCGCUGCUGAAAGCAUUCCUUCAGUUUCCACGAGCUAAGAAAGUGACAACUUUACCCACACUUUUGAAAUGUCUUCACAAAUUUGUACAAAAGACAGGAUUAUAGCACAAUCAUUCCAUAGUUUCCCACUGCCGGAAUGUCAGUGAUGUCUCGGCCAUCAGGAGGGCUCCAAAAAAUCCCAGAUAAGCUCCUGAACAUCAGAACUGGGUGAUGCGUCCAAAACCAACGCGGGCAGAUGGAGGAAAAACCCCAAACAUUCCAUGAAAAGUGACAAAGGCAUCCGGACCCAAUCCCUGAAAUUCAAACGUCUGUCUGUUGAGGCAGACGCUUAAUGCACAAACACACUUCUCCAUCGACGUUCCAUCGGAUGUAAACUGUUGCUCACUUCGGGCCUCUGGUUUGAAAAGUCCUCGUAGACACAGUCGGCCUGCAGAAAAACAGCAAUUAAAAAUGAUAAAUGCAGCAAAUGUUCAUUUGUUUUGGGAGUCUAGUUAUCGACACGUCCACUAAUCUAAGACCUUUCUAUCAAAUACGCUCUUUAAAAAAAAAAAAGAUGGUAUGUGUCUUCUUCUACGGAAGAGUAUUA
Molecule: messenger RNA, 1629 nt
Organism: Cololabis saira (Pacific saury)
Lineage: Eukaryota; Metazoa; Chordata; Actinopteri; Beloniformes; Belonidae
Gene: dusp3a
Product: dual specificity phosphatase 3a
Exons: 3
Coding region: 80-730 (216 amino acids)
Biological process (GO): negative regulation of MAPK cascade; protein dephosphorylation
Cellular component (GO): cytoplasm
Molecular function (GO): protein tyrosine/serine/threonine phosphatase activity; MAP kinase phosphatase activity
Source: RefSeq, a predicted model, not a curated record